Molecule: messenger RNA, 2627 nt
Organism: Oncorhynchus mykiss (rainbow trout)
Lineage: Eukaryota; Metazoa; Chordata; Actinopteri; Salmoniformes; Salmonidae
Gene: stap2a
Product: signal transducing adaptor family member 2a
Molecular function (GO): signaling adaptor activity
Source: RefSeq, a predicted model, not a curated record
UCUAUUUGAGAUGUCACAACCAAUCUCUCACCCUACUGAAGAAGCCUAAUCAAAGCAAACUUCACAAUAAACCACACAAUGACAUAUCCUAUACUGACUGACACAUAAAGACGUGCACGACAGCCAGCUGUUGGCGGAUAUCCAUGGUGAUAUCUCUUCGGAGGAAGGCGUGUCAUCUCUCCCAAUUACUAAGCGCCCCUUUGUCCUCUGUCUAUGCCCAGCCAGCCAGCGAUACUCAUGGCGGCUGCACCAGUCAAACAGCGCUCGGGAACGAGGGCUCAGCUCCCUCCCUGCUACUACGAAGGAUACCUGGAAAAACGGGGACCGAAAGAAAAGAUCUCUCGGCGGCUGUGGACCUGUCUGUGUGGGAACACCCUCUUCUUCUUUAAUAAUGCCAAGGACACUCACUAUGUGGAGAAGAUGGAUCUCAGUGGCUUUGUCUCACUCAAAGACGACUGUAGCCGAGACAGAAACCUGGAGGCAGCUAGACUCAUACUGCGCAUGAAGGAUGGCGAGACAAAACUCACAGUUGCCAAUCUAGAGGCUCGAGAGCUAUGGAAGGGCUUCCUCCAAUCUGUCGUAGAUCUGAGUGUGCCUAGCUGUCUGACGUUGCUGCCGGGGCAGGUGCAGAUGCUGAGAGAGGUGGUGGACCGAGAAAGGAACAGACGCAGAGCAGCACGCACCCCCACCCGCGCUCCCCCCUCACCCCUAUCAGUACCUCUACUAGGGGAGAUCCCAUCGUGUUUCCGGCCUGUGUCGAGGACUGAGGCAGAAGUUCUGUUAGAGAGACAUCCAGACUGUGGCAACAUGCUGCUGAGGCCCGGCAGAGACGGAUCUUCGUUGGCUGUCACCACCCGCCAGGACCUCAACGGGUCAGUGUUCAGACACUAUCGUGUGACUCAGAGAGAGCAGGGAGGAUAUGUGAUAGACGUUGAGAACCCAAUUCCCUGUGCUACGCUUCAUGAUGUCAUCAAUGCGCUGGUGGAGAAGACAGCAGGAACCCUUCAGCCCUUUCUUCUGGAGGAACCUUAUGAGGAGAACAUCACGUUUGUUUCGUCCAAUGAAGAGAAUGGAGAGAGAAUAUUACACUGUGCCCCUUCCAGCCCACUACCCAAAGCCCCUGCCCUACCCCCCAAACAAGAGCGAUGGAAACCCCUACCCAGGUCUCCCGCUCCCGACCGCCGUAUUCUGUCAGCUGUGACAUCACCAGUACCGUCAUCACCCAGCAGCCCAAUGAGACGGCUUGUUCUCUCCCCCUCCCCCCUCCUCGCACAAAGCCUCACAGAGGAGCUCAAAAUGAAACUGGAGAAGAGACGGACCAGUCAGGAUUGACUUCCUGUAAUUUCUCAGCCAACUAGCGGUCAAAACUCUUCCACCACCAGCAGCAGCAGCUUUCUUCUCUUCCUGUGCCUUCUGAUUGGUGGACUACAGAAUAGGUGGUCCUCAUGGAUCACAGUCCUACAGUACCUUUCAAAGUGUUUCCCACCAUGUUUGGGUAACGCAUCUUAUCCACCUGAGUUGUGUUCAGCAGCCUAAAAUUGCAGCCUCAAAACAGUUUUCAAGAAGGGAUAACCAGUGGAGUUGAGCAUUAGAUGAGCACACAAAUACAAAGGACCAACCAAUGACUGAGCCUGUUACUCCAUUGUUCCGAUUGAGCCAACGUGUCUGUUGUCCUGCUGCUGAUGUAACUGACGCCACACUGGAGACUAGAAAGAGUGACACCAAAAGCUUGAGAAACCAGACUAGAGAGAGAGACUAGAGCGGUAGUCACCAACCCUGGUCCCGGAGUGCUACUGGGUGUGUGUGCAGGCUUUUGUUCAAACCCAAUACUAACACCUGGAUCAACUAAAUUAAAGUCUUGAUAAAUUAAAUCAUGUGUGUUAUUGCUGGGCUGGAACAAAAGCAUGAACCUGUACAUCACUGCAGACCUUCCAGGUCCUGGGUUAAUGACUACUGGAUUAGAGAUAAACAUGUCUAGUUGUUUUUGUGCAUCUAGAAUGCCAAUGCUCUAAUCUAUUGUAUUAUUUUGGUGCAAUGAUGGUAUGGUGCUCCACUUGACUAAACCUUCUACUGUGUGUGUCGUUGCUACAACUCACGUAAAACCUUAUUUUCUAGUGUGUGUGUGUGUGUGUGUGUGCGUGCGUGCGCGCGCUAGGCCUAGGCUACUGUUAGCCGACUAUACUCAACUAAACGAUUCACGAUUCAACUCCAUUUUAAAUCAUGGAGUUGAGUUUAAUCGGCCAGGCUACUGUGAUGCUAUGACCUACUGGUGCUAGGACACUUUUUACUCAAAGGUUAUUUGUCCUGUUGCAACAAAUAACAAAGUAUGAAAGUAUUUUAAUUUGGGCUUACUGUACACCAUUGAUUGCAUUUGCUCCUCUUGUUCUUUGGUGUUGUGGGCUGGUACACAAGCACAAUCCAGUGGAACUCAAACCCUGUGAUCAUUGGCUGAUUUGUUCAGAGGGAGUGCAUCCGCUAUAGGACUCUCAGAACUACACUGUACAUUGUCUUGUACAAUUCUCUUUAUGUCCUGGGUGUUGGUCAGUGUUGUUUAAGAAAAACAUCAGUGGUAUUUAUAAGAUGUCCUAUUCAAGGAUAUUAAAUAAAUGGUUUGCAUGAAACAAGAA